Rhizopus microsporus ATCC 52813 is the source of this 826-nucleotide messenger RNA. RefSeq lists its product as uncharacterized. Bases 83 to 787 code for a protein of 234 amino acids. The record is from RefSeq and is a predicted model, not a curated record. The transcript has 3 exons. NCBI's taxonomy places the organism in Eukaryota, Fungi, Mucoromycota, Mucoromycetes, Mucorales, Rhizopodaceae.
CUCGGACACUGAUUACUAUAAUUAAGUUGCCUUUUUCUCUCUCUUUUUCCCUUUUUUUCUCUCUUUUUCUUUAAUUAAUUUAAUGAUUUAUGAUAAACCUUACAAACUUCUAUUGAAUACAGAAGCAAAUAAACGACACACUAUCUCUUCUUAUAAUCAAAUAGAGGAGCCGGACCAUCCUAAUGAAAUACAAAGAAAUACAAAAAUGACUGGUAUAACAGAUCACUGGGAGUUGAUUGAAUCCUAUUACGUGUCUCAUUUGAGUCAAUUACAAAAACAAAUCGAACAAAGGUCCUUGGAGAACAGUCAAUUGACUGAUAUUCGUGAUGACUUGUUAAAACAAGUCAUUCGAUUGACAGAAAGAUCUACAGAACUGUCGCUUAAGAACGAACAGCUUUCUCGGCUGAUUGCAGAAAAGGAGAAUAAGGUAACGGCGUUCAUGUACAAUCAACAGGAUCAUGCUGUCCUUGGUGUCACUCUAGAAGAUCCUCCGGCUCCUUCUAUCCAUUCAUCCAAUACGUCCAUAAGUGACAGUUACCAUAAACAAUCAAGUACUAACAAGUCAGAAAUAAAAUUAAAAAGAGAACCAAGCCUGUUUCGUCAAUUGAGUCUACGAUUAUCAACGAGAAGAAGAAGACAGGAUGACUCAGCAAAGGAGGUAUCACAGCCUGAAGCAGAUGAUGCCAAGGGAAAUCAUGUAUCGGAGCCAGUGUUGCAUCCUGCCAUGGUUGUCCAAAAUGAGAUGACCACAGAAGAAACAAGAGAAAGGAGUAAAUAUCAUAAAUAAUUAAUUGUCGGAGAGAAAGAGAGCUUACAUUUAUAUGUG